Molecule: messenger RNA, 1844 nt
Organism: Microplitis demolitor
Lineage: Eukaryota; Metazoa; Arthropoda; Insecta; Hymenoptera; Braconidae
Product: transmembrane protein 181
Exons: 11
Coding region: 183-1826 (547 amino acids)
Molecular function (GO): toxic substance binding
Source: RefSeq, a predicted model, not a curated record
AUGAAAGAAACAAAAAUAAAAAUUGAGCGAAGACUCAUGACACAGAUUCCGAUUAUAGAGACGAUCAAUAACCUAGAUCCCGAUGACACAGACUGAUCUUCUUACUUAUCAACCGCAAGUCUAAAAAAAUUAUCAGUUUCUCAGAAACUUGAUGACAAUUUAUUGCCGCCAAGUUUAUUUAAAUGUGUCACAAAGUCACACAUUUAAAUAAAAGGAAAAAUAUUUUACCGAAUAUUAAAAUGGAAAGUGGACUAGGAUAUUCAUAUCAUCUGCCUUCAGGGGGAUGGAGUUCGAAAAUUCGUAACACGUUGACACAAUUCAGCGAUUUGUUUAGUGAAUUUAAUAAAUAUAUUGCACCUGCCUAUCAUCAUGAUCGAUGUGAAAGAUCAGUACCAAUGCGCCUUUACUCGAUGCACAAACGCGAGUUCGUUAUGGUGUUUGUUGCAUUUUUCGCGUGUUUUGGUCUCGCAGUUUUUAUAGGACUCGCUGGGCCACCGAUAACUUCGACAGUCGAAGAAAAAGCUAAGCUAAAUGCCACAGAUAUGGCCACUGGGCCAUUUAUUAUGAAAACUCCAGCUCUGUCAACUUAUAGCCAGCAGUUGUGGGUCAUUGCCAAGUUCUCGACGUCAAAUACUGAUGAUGAGAGAUAUGACAAGAGUUUUCAAGUCAGUGUUAAAAUAGACGGAAUAAAUGAAGAUGACAAGUUGGUUUCGGUGCUGGAAAGUGAAACUGCACAUCGCAAUAGGACGAGACAUUUAAAAUGUGAGAGACAAGUGUGCGAAGAAUUAAUUGUCGCACAUUUGGGAUCUCUUGAUUAUACGCAUUAUAUAUUAACAGUAAGAUUUUAUGGCCUCGAGGGCUUCCAUCAGCGGUAUUCAAUACGAGACUUGAGUUUUUAUUUCAAAAAUUACAACCCAGCGUUCACGCAAAUUGAAAUAUGGUUCAGAUUAAUAUUUCUACUCGCCACUUUUAUAAUCACGUGUUGGUUUGGCCACUCACUGAAAAAAUACCCAAUGAACGAUUGGUCAAUUGAACAAAAAUGGGUGUCAGUAUUACUUCCACUACUUAUUCUUUACAAUAACCCAUUUUUUCCAAUGAUAUUUCUUAUAAAUUCAUGGGUACCAGGAAUGCUGGACGCAGUCAUGCAGACAACUUUCCUCUGUGCGAUUUUAAUGUUCUGGCUCUGUGUUUAUCACGGCCUGAGACAAAAUGACAGAAGACUAUUAACAUUUUAUUUACCAAAAUUGUUGGUAAUCGGAUCACUAUGGUGUUCAUCACUUACUUUGGCCACGUGGUUAAGAUGGACAGAGCUUGAAGAUCCGACUUAUGAUUACGCACUCGAUACAUCAAAUUAUUAUGGAUUUAAAGUCUUCUUUUUUACUGUUGGAUUUAUUUAUAUUGCGUACUUAUUAUUAUUGAUGUUGAAAGCCUACAGUGAAUUGCGCGCAAUGCCAUAUUUUGAUCUAAGAUUAAGAUUUCUGACAUUACUGGCAGUGAUAGUAGCAGCGGUAUGUGGAAUAGUGACAUCAAGACAUUUUGGUGCUGGAGUACUAGAAGAUAGUUUUGCGUCGCGUUUAUCAACUUAUUACCGUACAAGUGCACAAUUUAUGGCACUUUAUGGUUUAUUGAAUUUUUAUUUAUAUACUAUGGCUUACGUCUAUUCACCAGGUUUACAACAAAUUUACGGCCAGCAUUCUUCGAUUACAAAAGAUAAUCCCACAUUUUCAAUGAUAAAUGACUCUGACGAAGAUGUUCUUUAUGGUUCCGACGAAGACAGCAGAAGACCACUGACACGUGCGACGAGAAAUACCGACGAUAGUGAUUAAAAUAAAUAACUAAUUAGU